Messenger RNA from Thyridium curvatum, 1647 nucleotides. RefSeq lists its product as uncharacterized. Lineage: Eukaryota; Fungi; Ascomycota; Sordariomycetes; Thyridiales; Thyridiaceae. The coding region runs from base 1 to 1647 and encodes 548 amino acids. Gene Ontology annotation, cellular component: catalytic step 2 spliceosome. Gene Ontology annotation, molecular function: peptidyl-prolyl cis-trans isomerase activity. The transcript has a single exon. The record is from RefSeq and is a predicted model, not a curated record. Gene Ontology annotation, biological process: protein peptidyl-prolyl isomerization; protein folding.
AUGUCGGCCAUCUACAACACCGAGCCACAGCCAACAGCAUCUGUGAUUGUACAUACCACGCUUGGCGACAUAUCAGUCGAGCUCUUCGCCAAGCAAACACCACUCACCUGUCGCAAUUUUCUACAGCUUGCCCUCGAUGGCUACUAUGACGACACAAUCUUUCAUCGUCUCGUCCCCGGGUUCAUUCUCCAAGGAGGCGAUCCGACCGGCACGGGCAACGGGGGUGAAUCCAUUUACGAUGGCGGAGCUUUCAGUGGUGAUCUCGAUCCAUGGCCGAUGGACGAGCGGCGAGAGCGAAACGCUGGCCCCAUGGGGGUCAACUUCAAGGACGAAUUUCACUCACGCUUGAAGUUCAACCGCCGAGGACUUCUGGCCAUGGCGAAUGAAGGCAGCCCGGAUACGAACGGAAGCCAAUUCUUCUUCACACUGGACAAGACCGAGGAGCUCAAUGGGAAGAACACUCUAUUCGGGCGCGUGGUGGGCGACACCAUCUACAAUCUGGCCAAGAUUGGUGAAUCCGAACUUGAGGAGGGCAGCGACCGACCCCUGUAUCCAAUCAAGAUCACUGGCGUAGAAAUCUUGGUCAAUCCGUUUGAGGACAUGCAGAAGAGACAAAGGAUAGCCCAGCGGACGGACAAGGCAGCAGGCCCUGCCAAGAAGCAGAAGAAGCGUAAAGGCGGGAAACAGCUUCUGAGCUUUGGUGACGACGAAGAAGAAGGCGGAGAGGACUUGCCAGUUCUCAAGAAGCCAAAAUUCGACAAACGAAUCGUGCAGGAUGUGGAGGAGGAGGACGACCGACGUCAAGAUAAGUUGUCAAAGAAGAAGGCGACCAAGAAAGACUCGAGCGGACCUCAGAACGGAGCCGGAACGGGGGCAACUGCCCACCGACGACGCGAUAGCCCUAGCCCGUCGCCGAAAAGAGACCUGCCUGUCAGGAACGACAAGCCGCGCGGCUUCUCUGAUGGAUCCGAGUCACCAGAAGCCGAGCCUGAAGCUCCGAGGAAGAAAACUCUUCUGGAGCAAACUAACGAGGAGAUAGCAGCAUUGAAGGCAUCUAUGAAGCGCACAGUCCACGCCGAGCCAGUCAAGGAGGAAAGGAAAAAGUCUGCGUUUGAAGCACUCAUACCGGAGACGUCGACAAGAGGGAAGAAACGACGGCCCGGGGCAACCAAUCUCUCAGCUGCCGAGGAAAAGAAGACUCUUAAUAUGCUUCGGGCCUUUCAAUCCCGCCUCGAAAAGGCUCCGGCUCCCAAGGAAAGCGCGACAUUGGCCGCGAAGCUAGAGGAGGAGGGACAGAAGGCAGAUGACGAUGAGGAGGGCGAGGUAUGCGACCUGCACUUUAUAGCAAAUUGCCAAAGCUGUCAGUCCUGGGAUAAGCUUGAAGGGAAAGAAGAUAGCGAUGAUGAAGGCUGGAUGUCGCACACCCUGAGCUUUGCUGCGGACAAGCUGGGCAAAGACCUCAGCUACAGAAAGAAGGCGGAGGAAGAGCUGAUCGUGAUCGACCCUCGCGAAAAGGCCAAGAAUCUCAAGGAGGAGAAGAGAGGAUCAAGGGAUUCGAAGCAAGGAGGUUCAGGCAGGGCUUGGGAUCAGGCCAAGAACGCGCAAUUGGCCAGGGCAUCGGCUCUUGCCGGUCGCGGUGCUAAAUAG